Panicum hallii is the source of this 1478-nucleotide messenger RNA. RefSeq names its product xylanase inhibitor protein 1-like. Bases 342 to 1280 code for a protein of 312 amino acids. NCBI's taxonomy places the organism in Eukaryota, Viridiplantae, Streptophyta, Magnoliopsida, Poales, Poaceae. Gene Ontology annotation, cellular component: extracellular region. Gene Ontology annotation, molecular function: chitinase activity. The record is from RefSeq and is a predicted model, not a curated record. Gene Ontology annotation, biological process: carbohydrate metabolic process. The transcript has a single exon.
AUACACCCAUCUACUAGCGCCAUCGAUGGAUGACGACGACGAUCGAUCCAGCUCUGCUCUGGGUCGGUCGAUAAGCUUGGGCAGUCAUGCCCAUGCAUGCAUGCAUCCGUACCUUCAACUCUGACAAAUCCCCUGUUUCUUCUUCAACUUGUAAACUCGAGCGAGCUCCCUGUUUCCCAUGCAUCCCACGGCGCCUAGUCCUACCUAGCUGCUGCAUCUGCGAGCUCCCCUGCCAAAAUCCAUCCUAUAUAUAGACCUCCCCAGCGCCACCAACUCCUCCAUCACUCGCAACAUCCGAAACCGUCCCACCGGCCACCUCCACGCACAUCGAGCCACCCACCAUGGCGUCCCGGCGCCGGCCAAGCCCUCCGGCGGCGGCUCUCCUCCCGCUCGCGUUCCUGCUCCUCUCCUGCCUCUCCGGUGCCGCCACGGCCAAGCAGACCGGCCAGCUCACCGUGUUCUGGGGCCGGAACGCGGGCGAGGGCACCCUGCGCGAGGCCUGCGACACGGGGCUCUACACCACCGUCGUCAUCUCCUUCUACAGCGUCUUCGGCCACGGCCGCUACUGGGGCGACCUGUCGGGCCACCCGCUCGCCGGCGUCGGCGCCGACAUCAAGCACUGCCAGUCCAGGAACAUCCUCGUCCUCCUCUCCAUCGGCGGGCCCGGGAACGGCUACUCCCUCCCGUCGUCCCAGUCCGCCGAACGCGUCGCCGACAACCUCUGGAACGCGCACCUCGGCGGGCGCCGCCGCGGCGUGUUCCGGCCCUUCGGCGACGCCGCCGUCGACGGCAUCGACUUCUACAUCGACCGCGGCGGGCCGGGCCACUACGACGAGCUGGCGCGCCGCCUCGACGGGUACAACCGGUUCUACCGCGGCCGGAAGGGGGUGCGGCUGACGGCGACGCCGCGGUGCGGCUUCCCCGACCCGCUGCUCGACGGCGCGCUGCGGACGGGGCUGUUCGAGCGCAUCCACGUCCGGUUCUACGGCAACGACACGCGGUGCUCGUACGGCGCCGGCGCCGGGACCUGGGGCGUCGCGGAGGAGUGGAAGAAGUGGACGGCGAGGUACACGAAGAGCGAGGUGUACCUGGGGCUCGCCCCGGCGGAGAGCGGCGUGCCGGAGGGGGCGCAGGGCACCGUCGCGGUGUACCUCAAGUACCUCUACUACGACCUGCUGCCCAAGGUGCAGGAGGCGCCCAACUACGGAGGGGUCAUGGUCUGGGACAGGUUCUCCGACAAGAAGACACGAUGGAGCACCGUCGUCAAGGGAUGGGCCUGAUCUAGUCUCGUGAUCUGUCGUCGUGGGUUGGUUUUAUUUACUUACAGCUAGAGCUAGCUAGCUGCUAUAUAUAUGUAUACUGUAUGUAUGUACGCCUGCGUACGAAUAAAACGAGCUCAGGUCCAUGUAACAGUGAUAAAUGGAUCUGAACUGAAGUUGUCUGUUGUUCUAAUAAAGUCAAUCGAAUAAGAAUGUAUA